This is a messenger RNA of Leopardus geoffroyi (Geoffroy's cat), 3529 nucleotides long. It is a transcript of the gene NATD1, whose product is annotated as N-acetyltransferase domain containing 1. Bases 191 to 532 code for a protein of 113 amino acids. The record is from RefSeq and is a predicted model, not a curated record. NCBI's taxonomy places the organism in Eukaryota, Metazoa, Chordata, Mammalia, Carnivora, Felidae. The transcript has 3 exons.
GAGUGUCAGUUUCUGCGCCGCCGCCUGCGGUCUCCCGGCUGCGGGCUGCCGGCCGUCCCGAGUCUCCGUCCCCGCCGCAGCCGCAGCCGCCGCCGCCGCCGCCGCCGCGGGCCCGCGCACCGCUCCGCGCGCCCGGCCCUGCCGAGCAGGCGCGGGCCGCGGGUCCCAGCGGCCGCUGCCCGGCGCGCAGAUGGCGCACUCGGCGGCCGCCGCGCCGCUGGGCGCGCUGGAGCAGGGCUGCCCCAUCCGCGUGGAGCACGACCGCCGGCGCCGCCAGUUCACCGUCCGGCUCAACGGAUGUCACGACCGGGCCGUCCUGCUGUAUGAGUACGUGGGCAAGCGGAUCGUGGACCUACAGCACACGGAGGUCCCCGACGCCUACCGCGGGCGCGGCAUUGCCAAGCACCUCGCCAAGGCCGCUCUGGACUUCGUAGUGGAGGAGGACCUGCGGGCCCAUCUCACGUGCUGGUACAUCCAGAAAUACGUCAAGGAGAACCCCCUGCCGCAGUACCUGGAGCGCCUGCAGCCAUAACCCCGGCCCCGCAGGGCGGGAGCCCUCCAUGCCAGACCUCUCCUCACGGCCUUCGCCCUGGCCCUCCGCGUGCUCUCAGGAAACCCGCCCCCGCCCGGGGGGACAGACUCAGAGUUAUUUUUGUAAGGACACUCACCUGUGGCCCCUGGAGGCCGCUGGCCGAGGAUGGGCAGUGGUCCAGCUACCCCGGUAAAGGGGAGGCCGGGCAGCCGAGGGUCCGGCCGCUCCCCCUCCUCAGAUGCUGGCUGGCUUCUCAGAAGGCCACCCGGGCCGUUUGCGGGCAGGCCUGCGAGGGCCUGCCGCCAGGACCGGAGUGUGCUCAGGGGCGUCCCGUGGCCAGUCUGGCUCCCCCCUGCUGUUCCCAGCUCUGUGAUUGGCAGUAGGGCCAAUUUGGGGCCCCGUCUGCCGCCGCCUACGUCUGUGUCCUUUCUGCAGAUGAGGAGGGUGUCCCCCCGAGUGGAGAGGUGCAAUAAGAAACCUCGUGUGCCAACUUCCCGGGGGCGUAGCACCGAGCCACGGCUGCCACCAGCACUGCCCCUUCUCUUCCUCCAGCUCGUGUGCCCUGGCGCCCGGGGGGCAGGCCAGGGCGAGGGGCGAGCCUCCUUCACGUGCAGAGCCCGGAAUGGGUGCACACGUGAGCACACAUGCACACGCACACACAUGCACGCACACACACGCAUAUGCGCACACACACAGGACACUAUGUGCAGGGCUGUGCGUCAGCGGAGGGAGCGCCGGGUGUUCUCUCCGUGGUACCCGUUCCCUUCACUCCUUGCCCCCUGGCCUGUCAGCUCUGCAGGAAAUCGACACCCACCCGCUACCCGCCCCCACCCUCCGUUUGCCCCGUCUGCCUGGAGCCAGCUCCGGGUGUGGCCCGAGCAACCAAGCACUGGGAAGCCCCCCUUCACCGGCCCCUUGGCCACCCGCAGGGUGGGCUUUCUCAGAGAGGACCCUUGGGAGCUCGAAUGGGAGGGAGGCGAACUGUCCUCAAGGAACCGUCCUCAGCACCCAAUGGGAAGAAACAUUUCUGCAGAGGGAUUUCCUUCAUGGCCGCUGGAUGUCAGAGCUGCUUUUCUCUUUCUUGGCAAGCUGGUGGCCGGGCACGUUCUGUGGCCUGGCUGGAAUUCCGGGGUUCAUCCCAGACCAACUUUCCUGGCCUGGGAGGUGCACAGCAGCACCCUUUGUUCUGCCGGCCUUGUGAGCUGGUUAGAGCUCGGGGUCCUGACCUGUGCCCUACUUCCCACAAGGUCAAAUCCGUGCCCGCUCCUCUGUGGGGCUGGAGGGCGACCCUGGGGUCAGAGUCCCUCUGGGGGACUCUGAGAUGUCAGUUAACAGCACAUCUGGAGGGGUAUCCUGUCCCCUUCGGGCCUCCGACUCGGGGAGGGUUUGGGGAGGUGUGUGUGUUCGGGGUACUGGUUGCCAGGUGACCCCUCCCUUUUCUCUGACUCGCCAUGGCAUCCACUGGCCUGCGGUCGGCCUUUUCCGCUCACCUCUUCGCUUCCAGUCUCUGCACCAAGCUCACCGCUACCACCGCAGCAGCUCAGGGGCCACGUCAGACAUUUGCACAGACACCUUCUCACCCAGUGGCAGGAACGUCUAGAUCAGCAGGUGCACAGAGGCCCGACAGCCUGCCUACUGGGGGUCCCUGAGCCCCAGAGAGGCACUGCCCUUAGCAUCCCCCACCCACUCCAUGUGCCAGCCCCCAACCCCACUCUGGCCUCCAAGAAUUCCCCGAGGGCUGAGGACACCCCUCACUUUCCCACCGUGCUCCUCAGCUCUGUUUGCGAAGGGCUACCGCGAGGAGUCAGAGAAUCGCCUAGGCCUCCGCUGGGCCGGGAGUCCCUGGGCAGGAAGAACCCAGCAGGAAGUAGGCUCGGCUGCCGAGUCCCCUCCGAGGCUGGGGGUAUCGCAUCCCUGGUGCGGUUCGAGGGAAGAGCAGGCUGUAGGCCCAAGAAUGGACAGAUGGGCCAGUCCAGGAGCUGGGCCUUCUCCCUCUGACUCCUGAGGCAGUGGGGUUGGGGGUCCCCUCCCACUCCCCACCCACACAUGCCUUCCCAAGGUCAAGCACAGACUCAGUCAUGAAAACUCCUCCCCAGUAGCUCAGCAAGCUGGUGCUGCUUCCCUCCCUGGUCUGCACGGUGAUGUGGGUACCAGGAGAGUACUUGGCCCCAGGGUCCCCCCCCGGCCCAUCCACGGGAGGGUGCCCUGCAGCAGUGGCACACGGGACCCCAGGGCCUACAGGAGCAGAGAGCCAGGUGGCAUCAGGAGGGAGCAGCCCUGUUCCAGUCCCCAGUGCGUCCCAGCCCGAACCUGUGUUCUUACAGCAGGUGACGUGCCACACUGGCCAGCAUACACACAAAACACUUAGUACUUGAACCAGGAGAAAUGCAGGGUGUCGGGGGCCGUGUACAGCCCUGGGCCCAGGAACAGCUCGUCCCCAGUUCCUGCAGGAGCAACCUGGAGCCUCCUCAACUCCGGCUGCCUUAAAGGACCAUUGUCCCCACUACGGGGCCCUCAGCCUUCAGCAGAGUCUCAAAGCAACAGCCUGCUCUCUGAGGCUGGGACCCCGCGGUCUGCAGCAGACGCGGGCCCUGGAGCCCCCAGCCCACCUCCACCGGCCUGCCCCGGUGCUACUCAGUCUGUUCCAGCCUCACCCCCACCCAUCCGGGGAGUUCCAGGAGCCCUUCCUCAGGAGGCGGGUCACGCGGGCCGGUCCUCGCACCACCCUGCAGGGGCAUGGGGACGCUUAGGGAUCCCACCCGGGCCCCCCCUUCCAGCAGAUCUCCCCCAAAGGCCCCGCGCUGUCCUGCCGUGUCUCACUUUGUGGGUUUUUCUUGCCCAGUCAAAAUAGGGGGUAACUCAUGUGCCUUUCCUACUCAGGACCUGUUCCAUGUGGUGUCUGGGCCAAGGCUGGUCUCCAGACCUGCUCCCUUUUGUUAUUUUUCAAACUCCUGAACAGAUUGCAUGGCAUACAUUUCAAUAAAAGGUGUGAUGUGG